This is a messenger RNA of Pocillopora meandrina, 19164 nucleotides long. Lineage: Eukaryota; Metazoa; Cnidaria; Anthozoa; Scleractinia; Pocilloporidae. The record is from the annotation of a GenBank genome assembly.
GUAAACUAUUGAGAAAAGGAGCAAGUGCAGCUGUCUUUCGGAUAAAGUUUCGACAAGCAGAAUUAAAGUAGACCAAUAAAGCUAUUGAGGAUCGUCAAAUGUGGAUUUUACGGUUUUGUACUUGUAGUGAGCUGCUUUCAUAACCGAUCUUUUGUUCGCGACCACGAAGAAACGAUUGUUUAAAGACCAGUAUGUAACUCUUUCACGUUUUUGAUAAUAACGAGGACAGAAUGUCCGGCCAUAUUGAAUUUUUUCGCAGUUGAACAAUUAGCAUUUGCAUUCAAAUAAAAUUUAACUACUACGCAAAAUAAAGAAAAAAUUAUGGAUAUUCUUUAAAAAGCUUGUUCUCCACCUGAACCAUCGAUGAGGUUAAAUAGAAAUGCGUUUGUUGUCAAGUAUAUGAUACAGCAUUUAUAAACAUAACAAUGCCAUUUGCAUUCGAAUUGAAUUUGACACAACACAAUAUCAGACAUAAAAGAAAAGGAUGAUCUUUUCAAAAACGUAGCCGCCAACUGAGUCAUCAGAUGUAGCCAAAUGGAAUGAUUCUUUGGAAAUUCGAACGACUUGUUGUUUGAGAAAGAUUUCCGGGUGAGGGGUAGCUGAGAUCACACUAAAGUACAUAAAAAAGGCAUCAACCCAAGGUUGGUACCAAACUGGAGAUCAUUUCAGUCAAGAUGAAUCUCUGGAUCGGAGUGACACUUUUGUGUCUUUCAGUCUCAUAUUCUCAAGGUGCGUAUUACAGAUCUUUUUUCUUUGCAUCUAUCUGAGAAUGCCGAGCAGAAUAAUAACGUAUCUCACUUAUUUUCAUGAGUGAAAAAUCAUUUUUAACUCCAAUUAGCGCUCUCUUAGGCCUGUGUUUUUGAAUGCUUAUUGAUAUCUGAAGGAUUAGUUAUCUAAAACUGUUUAGCCCUAGGCCACUUGACGAACUUGAAUAACUAAAACUCGUCUAGAUGUUGCUGUAUUUUGCAGGUUGUGGAAACAAACCAUUUUCAGCUAGAGUCGUGAAUGGGGAAAAUGCCACUCCACACUCCUGGCCCUGGCAGAUUUCUCUCAGAGUAAAUGGACGUCACAUAUGUGGAGGAUCUCUCAUCGAUAGGGAAUGGGUCGUGACUGCCGCCCAUUGUGUGGAUAGAAACCCGAGACCGAGUGGAUACACUGUAGUCGUGGGUAAGUCGAUGAUAUACCAAGAAGAAAACAAACAAACAAAGAAACAAGAAAAAACCAAAGAACAGUAAAAAAGGAGAAACUAAACUCGUUACUUAUCCUCUGGUUUUCACAUUUUCAAAAGUUACAAACUUGGGUAAUUCUGCAACUCAGUAAUAGAAGGGGAAACAUCGUUUAAGAUGUGGGAAAAGUUGAGAAUUAGACAGAAGAAGAAAAUCACAAUCACUUUAUUGAUCAAUUAAAUUAAAUGUUCUUGAUGCUAACAUCCCCGUUUCCUUGUCUUUUCAACCUCCCAGUUUUACUUGAGCUGACUUACCAUCUGUUAAAAUAAAUGUUUUUGCAAUAAUGGCGUCUAUAGGAGCCCACCGUCGAACAGGAUCAACACAAGUGCAGAGGACUUUUCGUUUGAGACAACUGUUUAAACAUGAAGGAUUCAGUAUGAGAAAUCUGCGAAAUGACGUAGCACUUCUGCAGCUUGCUGGGUCUAUAUCACCCAGUCCUAAAGUCAACACGGUGUGUUUACCAGCUUCUGGGAGUCGGAUUCCAGCAGGAUCGCGAUGCUAUAUUACAGGUAACUAGAAUUUGUUUGAAUGAUUUUAACAUAAUUAUUCCUAUACCAGAUCUAGUAAAUUUGUUUUGCCAGCCGUAUUAAGCAGACUUUUUCCUUUGUGAUGGGCUUUUCCAAUGGUUAGGACUCCUCGUGCAGAGUUGACUGCAUUUGCUUCUUAGUCUUCUCCUUUAUAGAUUUCGCACUUCAAUUCUAGAUAUCUUGAUGAAAUUGGUAUUUUCAAGUUUCUGCAGUUUAACUCUCAAACCGUAAUUUCGUUUGCACAUAAAUUUUGAGUAAAUUUGGAAAUAAUUUGUUUUUGAACCUCAAAAUGUGAUCCAGCGAUAUAAUUUCAUAUACACUUUGAAAUUGCGGAGACGAAGAUUGUUAUUUUGUUCGGUGUAGCAGCAUAUCUGUCCUUUCAAUUAAAACUAUCAGAAGUAUGCUAUAUUGAUAAAAAAAAUCUCGUUAAGUUUUCUCUAAAGCAUUCAUUUGUCAAGUAGGUUACAUGGUAUAAAAAUUGAAAUUUGACGAUAGGCAGUCUUUACCGUAAAUUCAUGAUGUUUAAAAUGCGGGAAAAACCACAUUAUGGAAAAGGCUCUGUGUAUUGACACCAGCACCGUCACUACCCUUUUCAAUGGUUAGUGAAACUUGAUAGACAGUUUUAUCGAUGCUUCAUUUUUCGCUAUUUAAUUGAUUCAAUGCUGCUUUGCAGAGGCAUCGAUCUGUUUUGAGACAUAUAAGCUUCGAGGACCAUUAUAUCAAAUACAUGGUAAAAUUGAAUAAACGUGUCAUAUUUGCGUUUGUAGGCUGGGGAAGAACUGUUGGAGGCGGAAAUGCAGCGGACGUUCUCCAACAGGCUAUGCUGCCAGUUGCCUCACACAGAGACUGCAGCAGAGUCAAUGGACGACUGCUUCCUGUCGAUGAGAGAUCAAUGAUAUGUGCUGGACGCCAAGGAAAAGGAGGAUGCCAGGUAAUUGAAUAACACAUUAAUCUUUAAAAUUAGAAACGGCGGUCACCCCUGCAUUGAAGUGUGGCCGAACACAGUUGUAACCCAAAAUGAAUGGCCAGUUUGGCUUACACAAUCAACCGUGACUGGAAGUAAAAGUAAACUCACUUUUCAUUGACUUUCUUUUUGAAGUCAUUGGAUUGACGGACAAUUAUGUUUUAUCAUUAUAUCUAUUGCUACAAAAUUGCAUAGGGUGAUAGUGGCGGACCUUUUGUUUGCAAUGAGCGUGGACGAUGGGUGUUGAGAGGUGCUGUGAGCUGGGGUCAUUCACAGUGUAGGACAGAUCACUACACGGUUUUCGCUCGUGUAAGCAGCUUCAUUAGCUGGAUCAACAACAAGAAGUCAGGUAAACUUCGUAAGCCUACUUAGAGUCCAGUCCAGAAGAAUGCUUUAUGUUUAGUACGAAAUGUCAAGAAAUUGAUACGAAGCUGGUUUCAGAAAAAUUAUCACGAACGAGUAAAUUAUCAAUCUUCUCUGAGGAUAUCAUACAAAACGUCAUAAAAAAAAACCAGUUCAUAGCGAGUUUUAAAGCAUUCAAAGUCACUUGAUUCUGAGCAAUUUUGCAUUUGCACAGAUAAUUUUCUAUACAAAUAUUACGACAUACCUAAUGAGAAUGUCAAAGUAUCCCGGCAAAAUUUGUAUUUGAAAGACCUUUUGUUAUUGUUAGAAACCUUGUUUGGACUAAGUGAAGGCUACCCGGUUUUCAUUCUCUUAAUCUUCACCUGUACUCAACUAUUAUUGAUGCUUUGACAUUAUUAUUGCAGCAUUUCCUGAGGUCUUACGGAAAUUAUAGGUGACACUAACAGUAUCAUCCCUUCUUUUAUUUUCUUCAAGGUGGAGGUGGAGGUGGAGGCGGAGGCGGCGGAGGCGGAGGAAGUAAGCAAACCUCAAUAUAAUAUAUAAUAUAUGAUAUAUAACACAUCAGGAGAAAAUUAGUAAAAGGGGUAAAUUUUUCAGAUAAUGGCCUCCAGAUAUGUCAAUUUUCAGAAAGUAUUUACAGAUAGCUCUUUGAACGGAGGUAUGUUUUCCGGACUUCCGCAAGAAUGCUAACACCGACCAGUUCUUCCGAGUUAAAUUACUGCAUUGGAAAUUUGAGUGGUGACGAAAACGGUUUCGAAAGAGAAGGGAAGUCAUAGUUUAAAGUUACUCUCAAAAUGAAGUAGGCAUUCGUUACCAUCUUAUAACUUCGAUUGGAAUGGCCAUAGGUGACGCCCUGAUUAACUUUUCGUAUGUUUACCAACAACAAAAUAGGGUGCCUCUUGGAAAAAGCGUCCAACGCACGCCCUUUCAAAGAAAACAUUAAAAAACUGUAUAUCACUAAAAAGCUUGAAAACAAAAUAACGUUUUACCGAUUUUGUUUCGAUAGGCACGCGCGAGCCAUUAAAUACAAUACUGGCAGGGCUCGCUUUACUGAAUUACCAGCCAAAGCGUUACCGCAGACCUUCAAACAAACUGGACUGUAGCAGUCAGUAGAUGAUAGGUUAUUCAAUUGUGAAAGGCUUUUUAUAUAUACCCAUUGGCUCCUGAAAGUCUUUUUUGAAGUUGGACAAUAGAAAAUAUUUCACUUUUUGUCACGUUCCGGGAUGUUACGAGAAAAAUGUUUUGAAUUUCGUAAUAAUCUCACACUUUCACAAACACUGAGGUGAAUAAUUGUUUCAGAAUGGAUCAGAAAAAAGGCAAAGAAAUCAGUUUAUCUCUAUCAAUAUACCAAAAAAUGGUCUUAAAUUAAUCUCGAUGUACCAUGUUGUCUCUUCGGCUGCUUGGAGGUGAAUGGUAUUUGCAUGCUUAUCACGUUCCGAACCAGCCAAUCAGCGAGCGUGAAAAGUACUAUUCACCUGUGUGUGUACUAAUUAAUGUAAUUAUUGUGACUAGAUUGCAGAGAUAAGAACCCAAGGUGUCGGUAUUGGACUUCGUACUGCUCAUGGCAUUCGUAUGUGCGGACAAAUUGCAUGAAGACAUGCAAACUCUGCUAAAUUCAGGUAUCUAAUUAAGUUUUUCUAUUGAGCAUAUCAUCUUGUUAGUCUAGUUAGCAAAUCGUAAACCUCUUGUCGACCUUAAAAUCAAGCAAAGAAAAAUAUUAGAAAGCAUUAAAGAACAUUUCAUUUCUUGUUUAUGAAUCGAGAAGCUUCCAUCACACGAGUUCUCGGCCAGCUAAACGUGAUCUUAGUGUUUAUUUUCUUCAGAAGUAGAUUUGCUAGGUCGAAUACUUUUAUCUGCGGUUAAACAAUCAUAUAAAAUUACAAUUUGACUGAAUUAAAGAAAACACUCACAUGAUUCAUAUCUUUGCAUUUUUCUCUUUAUUUCACAGCCAUCAAAACCCACAAGGCUCGAAGUGACCUGAAUUUAAGACAAAGUUCUCACUUGUGUACUUGAACAGAGCAAAUUAAAGUGUUUUAAACAACAUACUUCGUAGUAUCCAAUUUAUAGUGAUGAGCAACGUAGCAUUUACCACAGAAAAUUUUGAAUGCAUGUAAUGAAAGUGGGGUCAUUGAGUAACCAGAACCAAUCGGAGGGAAGAAAUCAGAAUAUCACUAACAUCGUGUUCACAUACAGUCAAUCAAAUGCCGCGUGCGAAAUCUAAAUUUUAACUCCUUAACCCCCCUUCGAGUGAUAGGGAUCUAUAAUUGCUCCCAACAAUAUCACCACUAAAUCAAAUGUUUAGGUCAGGAGAAUAUAGGAAAUAGUCGUGAACUCAAGAAUUAAGCUCUUGAUUGUUAGCCAGAUUCUCCUCAGUACAUUUAGAAAUGUAUAGAGAACAGUAUGGAGAACUUACACAUUCAUGUUAAGCCGGGUGAAAAGUUUAAACUAUUGGUCUUUUCGUAAUUUCCGUUUAUGCAUUCAGUUACUAUUGGGACCUAGGCUGGUGAGAUAAAAAAAAAAAUAGCCAAAGCUUCUUGAAGAGAAACUGUCACCAUGACACGCAAUUUUUUUUUACAUUUUCUGUUUGAUAGCUGUUUUUUAAAAUUAGGAAUAAUCAACCUUAGGAGCUAACGAGUUCUCCUUGACUUUUUUCGUGUAUUGAAAGUACGAUUUGGCGACCAAAAAGUGUCAUUAUUUAACGCGUGGCCAAAACGAUCAUGUUACAUAGCUGUGACGUAGAAAACUAUGAAGACAUGUCGGCAACAAUGGUGGAGAAAGGAGAAAUCAAGAAGAAAGGACGAACGUAUUGCGUAGCCGGAGAGCCAAAUGAUGUUAGUUACAAGAAUAAUACACAUAUACCGGGUAGUUCUAUACAUUACUUUUCAAAGAAUGUAGCUGUAUGGCCAAAAUGGACGCGUUGCGAUCGUCGAGCUUUUGCUCUUCAAUGUCGUCGGCUCCACACUGGCUUCGAAGGCACCUGCUACGAACACAUAUUGUUAGUCAAAUCAGGGGAAAAUUACCAAUGAAUUCAGCUGAAAAGAAUGCUGAUUAGGGGGUCUGUUCCCACACCGAACACGAUUGUUCAAGAUUCUUUUCGGCUGACAUUUUGCAAGCGAAGAAUAGUGAGUUCCUUAUUAUUGUUUAUUUCAUGCACUUGAGAUGUACUAUCUUUCCAAAUGACUACAUUUGCACUUUUCUUAUCGUAUGAAAAUCCUACCAAUUGUAAUUUCCAUCGUAUUUUAACAAAAGAAAAACAUCAUUUUUAAUGAAGUUCAAGCUUACCGAUAACCUGCUGCGUGAACAGUGCAAAACCUUUGGCGGAUACUGGCAUGUACACAAGCUCGAAGAGGCCAUGUAUUCUCUUAACCUAGGUUUCCGAAAAUCCAUCCCACGAGCCAUCAAUUUCCCCUGCCCUAAAGAAACUAAAAGUAUCAACAGCAGCAAUGUCAUUGUGAUAACAACGCUUCAACGAGAUAAAUAAAGAAGCACAAAUUUUAUUGGAUUAGAUGAUUGCGAAUCCAAGUGUUGUGUGAAAGUCGAUGCGUACGAAAUAUUCAGUUAUAAUACUGAUGUCAGUUAUUUCCUUUGAGCGGAAUGGGUCAUAUACGGCAACGCUGCGCUUAAACUAAAGAAGUGUCUCUCUAUUAAAAUCCCCAUAUGAAAUUAACUCGAAUCAGAUGACUAAGCACUCACUCGUUUUCCGUUCGGUUUGACCGGCUCGACGAUCGCGACGACCUGCCCUUGCAAUCUGUGAGGAAAGGAACAACUUGCAGUGAAGCUGCCUGAUGACUCCUCAGUGAAAAAUCAUCGUGCCCCGUGAUACAGCCGAUUUUUUUGUCAAAAGUUAGCCGAUUCGGUUUACUAGGGAAAUUUCUCUACAGCGACAAAACUUCAGAGCACUGACCGAGGGGAACUUUGGCCACACAUAUUGCUAAGGAAUAAAAUGUUAUGGCAACAGAAGCGAAUAUUCUUAAUUCGCCAUAGAAAAAAAAAAAAAACCACAACUGCAGCAAACUAAACAUUCAGUAAAGGGAAUUUUUUGUCCUUAUCUUGACCCAAAAACUGCAGGCGAAAAACCGUCUUUGUCAGACUUCGUCGAAAUCUUCGUUUGAUGCACGCAGUUCUGCUUCUUAGGGCUGAACCGUACUCGUAACUUCCAUUUCUUCUCUACCACUUGAGUACGAUAUAUUACAACCCUCGGUAGAGCUUGCUGAAGGUAGGUACAAAAUACAAGAGAUGGAGAGAUUUGUAGGUGUCAACUGAGAGUUUUCAGAGUUUUCUGCGUCAUCACCCGUUAAUUCGUUACCAGUUCACGGGACACUUUAAAGACAAAAUAAGAGCACUUUUAGGCCCGAAAAAACCGACUUUUUUCUUCUAUCGGAAUUGAUUUGUACAUAUGAUGGGCAAAAUAUUUACUGGCAACUUAAAUGGCUACUUACUUAAAUUGCGACGUAUUGAAAAAAUGGUGCCUCAAAUUUUGUUUCCUUGGGUGACUACGGUGAAUUUCGAAGCUGUUCAAAAAGCUUUCGAUAUUGCUCGAUACUAUCACAUUUCCUCCUAAAAUUUGGUUGAUAUGGUAUCAAAGCAAUGCCCAAUCAUUCCUUAAAAUGCUUCUAUCUUCUUUUUGUUUUUGUUCUUAAACGGUUAAAACAACAACUUUUCAGGCUUCAAGAAACAGCCUUAAUUUUCAAGUUUCUCAAGCAAAACGUUCAGCGAAAACCAGGUAAAACCACGUAGAAGCCAGGCAGAAACCAGGUUAAUUUCGAUAACCAAAAGACAAUUUUCCUUUGAUAAAAUUUUUUUUCUCCUCUGUUGUUUUAUUGGGUCUGGUUUUAAAACAACACUCAGACUCCUUUAACUAAUGAUGAUCUGUUUUGUUCACUUUGCGAACAUUCUAAUUUAUUCCAAGGCAAGCGAAACAUCCUGAGCGGGAUUAAAAUAGAAUUAAAUUACUCUUGGUAUACAUUUAAUUAAACUACUUCGAUAGCUCUGAAACCACUUUUAAAAAUGUCUCUACCGUACAACAUUUUCGUGAUUUUAUGAGCAAAUAAACAGACUACUCUCUCUCAUAGUUAACCUUUGAUUUAAGUUCGAAGUUUAUUUAAUGCAGUUCAGUAUGAAUACCUCAAAUGAAAUCAAAAUUUCAGGCGAAAAGGCAGACCUAUGUUAAAGAAAUGAAAAAGAAUAUAAAAGAAAAUACAGAGCAAGAUAAACAAGAUUCGCUUUUUAAAUGAACUGGACGGUAGAACUCAACCUUGUUGAAUAGCAAAAGUGUAAGUGGGGUGUCAGAAUUUGCCAUCAUAAAAUUAAUUGUGAGGAAAUUAGAAUGAUAAGCCCAGAUGAAAUUGUAUGAUAUUUACUAAACCAUUUCUAAGCCCAUCUUCCGUUUGCGACUUUUUUUUCACCAUUCCCAAACAAGAUGAUUUCAGGUAGAAACGUUUGAACAAACCUUUCCAUCUGAAAUCGACCAUUAUUUCAUAAUAGCGCAAAACAAAGUGUUUUUAACUCUAGCCACCUGAUUAAUCCUUUAGAAUCAAAUGCUCUUUGUAUUCGAAGUUAUAACUUAUGGCAUGUACAUAUAUAAUUAUUCAAAACAACUGCCUGUGAAUAAUUUUUGCUAACACUGCUAAUUGAAACAAGAAAGAAAUAGGUAUUAUUGAAAAAAGCAGCUUAGCCACCUGUGUAAUCCAUGUAGGUUAAGACAAAUAAUGGGUACUUUAACUCACAUAUUUUAAUGAAAAAUAGCUGAAAACAAUUUGCAUUUAAAGAGAACCUGACGAUAGCGCAAAUUAAAAGUGAAAAGGUUUGGAUGUCAUUAGUUAAACAUCUUUUCCACCUGAAUCAUCGAUAGGGCAAGAUCUUAAAGACCGUUACGAAAGUUAAAAGAAGUAAUGUUUGCACAGGAUUUCCAAGCUAGAAACACCAUCAAAGAUAAUAUAGUCUAUAAAACAAGGACCAAUCUCAAACAGAUAUCAUUCAGCCAGCAUGAAUCUCUGGAUCGGAGCUGCACUUUUGUUGCUUGGAGUUUCGCAUUCUAAAGGUAUUAAUCAAACCCGCAUAUGAUCACUAAAUACUAAGUCUUUGGAAGUCUUUUCGAUUAUGCGACCCAAACCGUACUUAUCUCAAACAAGUUUCCCAUCGAAAGCUCAUAUAUAAGCGUUGAUAUAUACCACAAAUUGGCUGCUGUGUUUUGAGGCAAAUAUCUAGGGUUACACAUCAUGAUAAUCACUACGCAUUAGUACUUGCCUUCUUGAAUGAUUAGUCAGAUUGCAUUAACCAACAUAGCUGAAUCUCUACCUCUCAUCUAGUAAUAUCACCAUAAAAUUAAAAGCCUUCUUCAUUGUGUAGGUUGUGGAGUCAAACCAUAUACGGCUAGAGUCGUUAAUGGGGAAAAUGCCUCUCCACACUCUUGGCCCUGGCAGAUUUCACUCAGAGUAAAUGGACGUCACAUAUGUGGAGGAUCUCUCAUAGACAAGGACUGGGUCGUCACUGCCGCCCAUUGUGUCGAUAGGAACCCGAAUCCAAGUGGAUACACUGUAGUCGUGGGUAAGUCUGCGUAAACUAGUUUCCCAAUUGCUGGAUUACAAUGUGUAAAUCAGAAAUUAAAGAGAAUACGUACUACAGUUGAAGAGAAAAGGGGAACUAAGCAAGCCGCAAAUUGAACAGAAGAAGAAAAAGAGUUUUCGCGAUAUUUUGCCUACUUAAGGAAUGAAAUUAAAAGAAACGAAAACUGGAGAAUUUAUAUCUGAUUUACAUGUUUCUGUUGUUACCAUCCCAGCUUUUUGGCAAUAUAGAUCUCAAUAUCUCAGUUUUACUUGAAAUAAUCAGUUGCUUUUGGAUACAUUUUUUGCUAAACUUUUUCAAUUUAAAAUUGCUCUGUCAGGUGCUCAUAGUCGGCUUGGAUCCACAUCAGUACAGCGGACCCAUCGCUUGAAGAAAUUAUUCAAACAUGAAGGAUACAGUGGGAGACAUCUGCGAAAUGAUAUUGCACUUCUUCAGCUUGAAAGGCCCAUAUCAGCCAGCUCUAAAGUUAAUACGGUGUGUCUACCAGAGUCUAGGAGCCGCAUUCCAGCAGGAACACAAUGCUAUAUUACUGGUAAUUGAGAUCUGCAUGUAGCACUCAUUUUCAGCUAUACUACCAAACCUGGUGUGUUUAAAUUCAAUCGUAUCAUACCAAAGAAACUGUAGAAAUUUUCCUUGUCAGCUCGAAGUUAUCUAGAAGUAACAUGUUAGAGGGUAUUGAUUAAAAUUGUCACACAAUAUAAUCACUAAAUGAAACACUACAAUCAGAAUAUUUACAGCAAUAUGAUCGUUUACGUUUGUAGGCUGGGGAAGAACUGUUGGAGGUGGAAGUGCAGCGAACAUUCUCCAGCAGGCUCGACUGCCUGUUGCUUCGCACAGUGAUUGCAGCAGAAUCAACGGACGUUUGCUUCCUGUUGAUGAUACCUCAAUGAUAUGUGCCGGAGGUCAAGGAAAAGGAGGAUGUCAGGUAAUUAAAUAAUCCCUUUGAUUGAACAAAAAACAACCGAGCCUCUUCGUUACAUGUCAACUCUGAAGCCCAGUGCCGAACUUGCAGUCUACAUUUAAAACCUGAGAUAAACAACAUGGAUCGAUUUGCUAUAAUUACAACUUCACACAUGAUCUUUUGAUCUUCUCUCUCUGGAACAUCACACCUACUUCACAAGAGGUUUACAACAUGAUUGAUACCAUCGCAAAAUCAAUCUUCGUUGAUCAAUUUGCAACUUUGGUGGUGUUGGUGAAAUGCGCAGUAACAGGUAUAAUAAAGGUAUCCUUUGCACGUAAAUUGGCGCAAUUUACCCCUGCUGGCCUUACGAGCUUAUCCGUGCACUAUCUAUAAAAGCACGGUGGGUUCUUCAUUUUAAUGCACUUGACUGCUCCGAAACACUUCCACCAGUAAAACAUCUUUAAGCUUUUCUUAUUGCUCCUACUGGGUCGAAUCAUACCGUAAAGCGCCAAGCUGCCUGCGGGAGGUUGAGUGGUCAAACCCCAGACCGGUUCAAUCGUCAGGGUCUUAGAAUAACCGAGGAGAAUUUGUUGUAUUUGUUACAACAUCCGUAACUGGAUAGACAUUGUAGUCUUCACGGAUAAGGACGAUAAAUUUAACAUUUGGCUCUGUCUCCUGCAUCUUCUCUGCACUAGUUAACAGGAAACGUUAGAGUGGGACCUAUGCACUUCUUGCAAAGAGUAGGGAAUUUAGCUCCCGUGUUGUGUUUGGCCUUGUUAUUGUUUAUACAGGCCCCAAUUUAAACUAGCCUCAAAGCUGAAGUGGGCCCGCCCGUCAAAAGUUCGCAACUAAGUGAAUAAACACAUAUUAAAUAAACAGUGGAUUCCAUUGCACCGAAAAAACACAACAUAUAUAGAUUUUCGUUUUAACAUAUGAUUUACUAUAGGGCGACAGUGGUGGACCUUUUGUUUGCGCAGAGAAAGGGAGAUGGGUGUUGCGUGGCGCUGUAAGCUGGGGUCACAGGAUGUGCAGAACAGAUCACUACACUGUGUUCGCUCGUCUGAGUAGCUUCAUUGAAUGGAUCAACAGGAAGAAGUCAGGUAAUUUCAUGGCUUUAGUGGGGAGACAGCCACACAUAAUCUUAAAGCGUCUAACAAGCGAACAUGAUAUUUUGCGUCUGAAAAAAAUCAUAUAGUUUGCAGUCUUGGUAUGAAAGAGAGAGAGGAAAAUAAAUUGACCAAGGUCGUGUGAAAAAGCAAUGUCCUCACAUUUCUAACUAUCAAACUGUUUAACUCUUUGAAAAUGCUAUAGUCUAUAAGGAUUUUAAGUGAGAGUUAAGUUACUUGCUAUGGUAAAAUCUAUAUAUUCUACCCGAAAAAGCAAUAUAUUACCUUACCUGUAUAUGCUGGGGGUCUUAUAAUUCCAUUUCAUAGAAGUAAUAUCAUACGGGAUAUGAACCUCGUACUGAAAUAUGUUCAGAGAAUAAGACGUUGAACUAAGGUUAUCUCUAAGAGGAACCCACAAAGCUUCCCCAAAUUGGAUCACUUUCCCUUUCUGUAUUCUCCAAGUAACCUAACACAGACUUUAUUAACUAUCACCUAUUCGGUUGAUUGAUGGCGCUAACAUUGUUAUGAUUUGUUAACUUCUUUAAGGUACCAGUGGAGGGGGCAGUGUUAGUAAGUAAACUUCAAAUUAUACUGUGUACAUCGGUCGGUAUGAUACAUGGAAUAGAAAUUGUGCGACAAACUCAUGUGAUUAAUUAUUAGAGUGUUUUAUAAAUUCUUAGAAAUUCAGGCCAGCAGAAUUACUUUAUUGGAUACGAUUUAAUAUACGCUGUGACACGUUGAUGCAAAACAUAGUCUUGUGGUGCUUGUGAAAAUGGAGCUUUUAAAAUUAACGUGGCACACACAAAUCAUAUGUUUUAUUGGUAAAGCCAAUUUAAAUGCUAAGAUGGAAGAAAAACUCUCGUAGAACCUGAUUCGGUGAGGGGCAUGAUGAUGUUCGUUUUUAUUAUUCUUGUCAUUAUUAUUAUUAUUAUCAUUAUUCCUAUAAUUAUCAUCACUGCUUUUAUUAUCUUUAUAACAUUUACUGAAUUAAAAUUAAUUAACAAUCAUUCACCUCAGUAAAGGUGAAUAGUGGUGGAUAUUUACCGAACCGCAAAACAGGGAGUUAAAUGUCCAUCACUCUCAUUAACAUUGAGGUUACUAAUUGUUUUAGAAUACACCAAACACAAAGCAAUGUAUUAGAUUGUAUCUGUCAAUAUACCGAAAAAUGGUCAGGGGUUCUACUCAAAGACCGAUUUUGUCUCUUCGGUAGCUCGGAGGUGAAUAAUACUUGUUAAUCACUGUCAAACUAACGAAUCAAGGUACGCGAAAAAUUAAGCCCUUUUUACCUGCGUGGCAUAUACUAAUAAAUGUAAUUUUUGUGACUAGGUUGUGUCGAUGGGCACAGUUACUGCCCGCAUUGGACUCGGUACUGCUCAUGGCAUUCGUGGGUGCAGGCAAAUUGCAAGAAGACAUGUAAACGUUGCUAAAUUCAGGUAUCUGCAUAUCAACGAAACCAACUGUGUUUUUGUCGAAAAGAUGGUUUGUUCGUAACACGAAAAAAUAGUAAAAACAUCGAAAGAAAAACUUUAGUUCUUGUUUAUGAAACGAGGAGCUUCCGUCACAAGGAAUCCCUGAUAACCAUACGUUUAGCGUGAUCUGUGUUUAUUUUAUUCGAAAGUAGACUUGUUCCAUUUAAAAAUAAAUCUGCAAAAUAUAUUAUCGAGGGAAGGAGUAUAGAAGGAAGAGAAAAUAAAUUAUUGUUAUAUUCUCUUGAUAGAAGUAAAUACAAGACUACACGUACAUUGGCAUUGAUAAACAUCAAAGUCUUUUAUCCGCAAGUGAACAAUUAUUAAAUAUUAUCGUUUAAUUUAAUCAAAGGACACUCUUGAUUCGUAAUAUCUUUGUAUUUUUUUCUACAUUUUACAGCGAAAAAGAGCAGCAAGAUUUGAAGUGAACUCUUAAAGGCAAAGCUCCCACUUAAGUAUUUGGUAAAGAGCAAAUUAAAGCAUUUUAAACAGCAAACUACAUAGCGUCCAAUUUAUUGCAAUGAAUCUGCUUGUAAAGUACGAGAAAUGAGCAACGUAUCCUGUGCUUCAGAACCUUUCUAAUGCAUGUACCGGAAAUCGGGUCAUUUAGAAAAUGAAUGGGGACAUGGUCACCGCCAGCGGCAUAAACACUUCCCUAAAUUCUUUAGCAUGCACCUAACAUUCAUGCGUCUUGAAGAUAAAGGAGAAAACCUUAUCUCUUUCUUCUUGUGUACAAGGUCUCAGGGAAAUUUUGAAGUUUUCACAAAAUGAAAGAAGCUCACGGAUAAUGUCAAUUUCAGGUGGCAAAUCACGCCUCACACUGGUACAUAAGAAUUCACGAACCACGUGACGUUCCCCUUUCUGUAAAAUCCACGCAUCAUAAUUAAUGUUGGCCUUACUAAGUCACGCAUCACGUCGUAAAACCUCUGUCACCCUCAAAUAGGAAUGCAGUGAGCAGCGAUGUCGCCAUUUUCAAUUACCUUGGUUCGGUGGGCAAUAGACCUCUCUAUCUUUAGCUUUUCUCUUUUGGCGAAGAAUUUAUUUCUUUUCUCAAAAUUUUGCGGGACUGGUUUUGAAAAAAGGAUUUAGAUUCCUUUAAUUGAGGCUUUAUCUGCAGUUUUCUCGCUCUGCGAACAUUCUGAUUCAUACAAACGCUGGCGAAACAUUCGGAAGGGGAUUAACGUAAAACUGAAUUACCCCGGUUGUAUAUGCAUUGAAACAAUUCGAUAAUCAUCAAAUCACAUUUUAUAAAAUGUUUCCUCAAUAAAGCAUUAGCCAGAUCCAUUUUGCAAGCAAUGUACUUAGGACUCUCCCAAAGUUAAGCUUUGAUUUAAAUUUGAUGUUCAUUCAAAGGAAUUCAGUAUAAAUAGCUCAAUUGACAUCGAGAUUUCAAACGAAAAGCUCGACCUUUGAAAAGAUAAGAUUAUACUUUUAAAGAACAAGAGGAAGAAAGGUAGAAUCGCUCAUUGAUGAGGCACGUGAUCAAAAUUCGAAAGACCAGGGUUUCGUCGAAAUGAAUUAGGUCUCAGUAAUCGGAUCCCUGUGUUCACGCAAAGAUUCCCGGGAUCGGCACGAAGCAAAUGUUGCAAGUUGCUAAAAGGAAAUAUAUAUAUGGCAAAAAAAUGUUUUGAUGUUCGAAUAAGCGAUUUUUAUGAGAAGUGGAUUUAGGGAAGGAUUUAUGAGCGUAAGUUUUUGUUUGAAUAGCAAUGAAAUAUGUGACAAAACCUAACGAAGGAUAAACUUUUCUCUACGCACGUAUGUGUAAGGUUUAUUGCGUGGAAUUGACAUCGCGUAAUGGGCUCGAAAUUUAAAAAUUUAACGGGUAAAUUGCUAAGUAAUAACUCAAUGAAGCCUUUUGGGUUUUAUUUACGUGUGUUAAAUCUACUUCUACCGUCUUUUCUUGACUUGGUUUUGCAAAAGAGCGCUACAAAAGCUACCUCGAUCAAUGCAGCAGUUGAUUGAAAUUGUUUCCUUGAGCAUGAUAGUAUCAAUCGUGGUACAUUAAAGUGAUUAAACACCUACAUUGCUUAUUAUUUGUGAUCGAUGACAAUGAAUCAGCGUUGAUAAGCAGCUCAAAUCUGGACCAUUUCACGAUUAGUAGGUACAAAUGGGUCGCUUAAGGAGCGAUGCACAACUGAAAAUAUGUCCACAGUUUCUGUCUGCAGAACUUCCCGUGAUCUUCCUGUUCCUGAUGAGAUCCUCCAAGGAGUUUGAGGAGGAGAGUGGUCUCUCAAAAACCUUUCGAUUUUUCUCAAACAAAAUAUCUCUUGACGUAAGGAUUUCUUCAUGAAAUUUGAAAUGACUUACUUACGAAAAUCGUCCGCUCGGUAAAAAAAACUUCUAUUUCCGCUGACAACGCCUUCUCUCCUUAGAGGAAGUAUAUUUUCACACGCCGUAAUCUGUUUAUUGCUCGGUUAGUUUGCCUCAGGGGUUGAUUCAAACCUCCCAUCAAAACAAUGAAGCACGAAAUGCGCCUCCAUUGGGCGUAAACGUUUCUUUUAGGAUACAUUCUUUCCCUCUUUCCAGAAAUUUGUCGUCGAAGAAUAAAAGAAAAUCUGUCCCAGGUGUUCUUUACCUUUAGAUCAUGCGGGGAUACUGGGGUUAUUUUGUUCAACCAAAUAUUUGACACGCCAGAACAGCUGUUAAAAUGAUUGCGUUGAAGCUCUGUCAAAAUUUAGAUACUUGCUAAUUCGUUAGUUAUUUGUAGAUGGUUUCCGUUUUAAAAAAAACAGUCGUAUCCUUAAGACCCUAUAUUUCUAAAGAUAAAAUGUACUGAAGAUAUAUCUUUAGUUAUAUAGGAAUAUUGUAAUAAUUGAUUUUUGCCAGUGAGAAAGAUUUUCGAAAACCGUCGAUAAAAUGCUAAAGUUCAGUUACCGUACAUCUUCAAGUAUUGCCAAAAAUAAAAAUGACCAGGCUCAAUAUAGCGUUCCCAGCGGAAGUGACAAUAAAGGCUGCCUUGAAAAUAUCAGCUCUUGAACUGGAAAGAUUAUUUAAAUCAAAAAAAUACUUCAGAUAUGUUUAUGAAACCUGUACAGCUGCAAAUAUAUCAUUCUAUGGCUGUAAAAUUUGGGCAAAUUGGGUAUGUAGGUUGUAUAAAUAAAGAAUUCUUUGGUUGGCGACUAUGACGUGCAAGUCAGUGGAACGAAUUGUGUCUUUGUGGUUAUACUGCUGUGUUUGGUAGGCAAUGUUGACUUUUUAGUUAUACCUUUACGUCACCUUUUGUACCAAAAAAUGGGAAUUUUUGUUCCUGUUUUUUUUUCCCCAGCUGAAAAAUACUUUCAGACGUCUGAACAAUCAGUUGCCAGACUGUACGCGAAAGUUGUUUAAAAAAAAAUAGUGUGUAUUGUGUGAAUAGGUUAUCCAGGUGAGAAGCAACUGAUAUUACAUAUUGUCUAUAAAAAAAAGUGUCAGCCUCAUCUUGUUACCACAUUUAGAGAUCCAUUCCCUCAUGAUGAAUCUCUGGAUCGGAGUUGUGCUGUUGCUGCUUGGCGUACCAUAUUCUCAAGGUAGUUUUUCUUAGUAGGUCUUUCAGGUUUACUUUUUUAGGCUUCCUUUGUUGUAUUGACAAGAGGAAAGACAUCACAAAUUUAAGAACAAUAGGUAAAAUUGUAUUACUUGAGCUAGAUGUCUUUCAAGAAAACUUCUUCAUAAUGUUCGAUGUAACGAUAAAAAUUCUCUUAGCUUAGUGUACGUCUCAGACUUAAAACUGCAUUAACUGAUUCACCAUAAUAGGAGUAACUAUAAAUUGAAUGUCGAAAGUAAUUCAUGAUUACAUUUGCCCUAUGAUAAAAAAAAAGAAAAAAAAGUGCUAAAGUCUCAACCAAUUAGAUCCAAAAAUGAAAACAAACUGAGAAUCGCUUAAAGGUGUUACUCCUCACUGAGUUACUUGAAACUUUCUUUUGUUUAUGACCAGCCUCUUUUCGUUUUGAUUCGCUGUAACAAUUUAUGAAUCUUUGAAUUACCAUCUGCCUAGAUUUCAUUUCUUAUUCUUGCUUCUGCAUGAAUAAACCAAACAUAAAUGAUUUUCAGGAUGCGGGCAAAAACCAUUUUCGGCAAGAGUUGUGAAUGGUGAAAAUGCUGCGCCUCACGCUUGGCCUUGGCAGAUUUCACUCAGAGUGAAUGGUCGACAUAUCUGUGGAGGAUCACUUAUUGAAGAUGACUGGGUUGUAACUGCUGCUCAUUGUGUGGAAAGGAACCCAUCGCCGAGUGGCUACACUGUAGUCGUAGGUACGCUUUGGAGACUUGCUCUUCUGCUUGUUUCACGCAAGCUUUCAACAUUAUGAUUGAAAAAUUUUGCUACAUCAGCUAUUUUAACAAUACCUUUGCCAGCAUAAAGUUUUCCUCUUUGUUGUAUAAUUUACACAUAGACAUCAAUCAUUGUUCUUUAACGUUUGCUAUUGUUAUUGUUUGCUUGUUUGUUUUUUGCCUGAUGCAAGAAGGCUGAUAAAUUAGCCAACAAACAAGCAAGUUUAUCUCUCAACAUAAUUACCCCUCUUCUUAUUCAUUGUCAGGCCGAUUCUCCGCUGAAAAUAGUGUAAUGGAUGUUAAGUAACAAUCCAAAUUAUUAGCAAACAAUUUCAAGUUUUGUUUUUUUUUGUUUGUUGUUGUUGUUGUUGUAAUUGUUAUUGUUGUUUCUGUCUGUUUGUUUCUUUAUUUGUUUGUUUUGAUUUUGACGUUCGGUUUAUCUUUAAAUAUUACCUAGUUGAAAACAAUUUAAAGAAGCUCAAACAAGCAGUUCAUAGAUCUAUUUGCUCUGAAAGACAAAUCAAUAGAUGGAGUGGAUCUUAGUUUCUUUAUACCCAUGUCAUAGAGAAAAUUGAACUUAGCCUAAGAAAUGACUUUUCUGACAGGAGCCCACAUAAGAACUGGAACAACCUCCGUGCAGCAGACCUUCAAUUUACGGCAACUAUUCAAACAUGAAAGUUUCAACAUGAGAGAGCUCCGUAACGAUAUAGCUCUUCUACAGCUGAAUGGGCGAGUGAAGCUGAGCGAUAAAGUAAAUACCGUUUGCAUGCCACAGCCAGGAGACAAGGUGUCACCUGGAUCACGAUGUUAUAUUACAGGUAACGAAAUCGCUUUUUUUUUCUAUGGCAAAAUGCGAAAUGUGUAAAUUAUUAUAGAAUAAUUGAGAUAUUACGAGCGCCCUCAUUGGUCACAAGGCUAGCGCUUAUUGCACCGCCAACACAAAGAAAAUAGGAACUUUUUCUUGUGUUCUUCCAACAUCCUGCGUAGGUUAUUACCCCGGUAAACUGAUAGAGAGUGCGGUCUAUUGCUCAGAUAAAGCUGACAAGCUGCCUGUUUUAUAAGUGAUAUUUGGUAUCUUUUUUCAAAUUGUAUCUGUCGCAGCACUGUGACGCACAAUUCUCCUUCAAGUGUACUUGAAAAUAUAUGGUCACUAAAUCUAAUUAAUAACGUUUGAAGGUUGGGGAAGAAUGGUUGGAGGUGGACAAGCCGCUUCAACUCUCCAACAGGCUGUGUUGCCAGUCGCCGAUCACAAAAGCUGCCAAAGUGUUAACGGUUAUAUGGUUAGUGUUGAUGAAGACUCCAUGGUGUGCGCUGGAGGUGAAGGCAAAGGUGGAUGCCAGGUAAAUGUAUCAAAUCAAAAUUUAUAUGGUCAUGAUUUUGAAUCGCGGUUAUCUUUUAGGUCUUAAAGAUUGAUCUUGACCCCUUUCACAUGAACAGCGGAAAAAGGUCUUUUGAUUUACUUAUUCGACUUCCGACGGAGCUUUUUACUCGCAAAGGAAUUACACAAACCCACGUCGACAAGUACGCCCACUUCGUUCACGCGACCAAAUUUUAGUGGAAAUUUAUGACUCAGAAGAAAAAGGUUUCAUUCUGCCUAGAUUCCUCUGAACGAGAAGUAAUUUCUUUUUUUUCCCCAUUCUUACAAGGGAGACAGUGGCGGCCCAUUUGUUUGCAACGAAGGAGGGCGAUGGGUUUUGAGAGGUGCUGUGAGCUGGGGUCAUGGAAAGUGCAGGACAGAUCAUUACACAGUGUUUGCUCGUGUGAGCAAUUUCGUGGAUUGGAUCAAACAAAAGCAAUCAAGU